Parasteatoda tepidariorum (common house spider) is the source of this 426-nucleotide messenger RNA. Lineage: Eukaryota; Metazoa; Arthropoda; Arachnida; Araneae; Theridiidae. The record is from RefSeq and is a predicted model, not a curated record.
AUGGUAUCGGAUCUAACUUCGGAGGCUUUUAUUGCCACUCUUAAAAGGUUUUUUGCUCGCCGUGGUAAGAGUUCUAAAUUGUAUUCCGAUAACGGCAAAAAUUUUGUUGGCGCAAAUAGGGAAAUUAAUAAGCUUUUGAGAUUUGUUAAGCAGCCAGAAGAAGAGCUCUCUGCCUUCUUGUCUAGUGAAGGUAUUGAAUGGAAAUUCAUUCCGCCGAGAGCGCCUUCUUUUGGUGGCUUGUGGGAGACUGCCGUAAAGUCUGUAAAAUACCAUCUUAAGAGAGUUGUUGGCAAAGCAUUUUUGACGUAUGAAGAGUUUUUAACUGUCUGUAUUCAAAUCGAGGGAAUUUUAAACUCCCGGCCACGAUUUAAAUGCUCUUACACCAGCUCAUUUUCUGAUAGGCAGAUCCAUGAACUCGUUUGUUGA